AUGGCUUUGUUGGGAACUGCCAUCAAGAGCAGUGAGGUGGAAGUUGAGAAAGACAAGCUAGAAUAUUCGAUCCCUUAUGAUUUAGAGGUGGAGAUACUGAGUAGAUUGCCGACAAAGUCUAUGAUGAAGGCCCGAUGCGUGUCUAAGAUAUGGUCUUCCAUCAUCCGAAGCCAGAGAUUCGUCGAUUCCUACUACACUUUGUCCUUGACGCGAUCGCGUUUUAUAGUCAUUUUAUGUAACGGUGGUGUAUACGCCAAGCGUGACGUCGAGCGUUUGUUCAUUUUUUCCUCUUCCUUCGAGGAAGAGAAAUCUUCUUCUUUAGUUGCUACGCUAGACAUGACAAUACCUUCUGUGGUCUUGAAUUACAACUUCAAAUGUCCUUCCAUCCAUGGCUUUCUCGGUUGUUGUAGUAGUAGAUUUCAGUUCAUUGUAUGUAACCCGACCACGAGGCAAGUCAUUACUUUACCCAUUAAAGGAAUCCGCGCAUCCUUGGGAUAUGAUCCUGUUGGUCGUCAAUUCAAAGCGUUGAACCUGGUGACUCGUCCUGAACUGUUUCCUGAUUUUCUAGUUCACGAGGUUAUAACAUUUGGAGGAAGAGGAGAAGUAUCACGCAAAAAGGUUACCACCGCUCCUUAUUACCCUGUAGCCGAUGGACUUUACAUCAAUGGUUCCAUCUAUUAUGCUGCUUGGGCCCCUCAUCUAAGAAUGGAUCCGGUGAUUGUGUGUUUUGAUGUUAGAUACGAGAAAAUAAGUUUUAUUAAAGCGCCUAGGGAUGUUGUCUUCUGGGAGUUUGAAUCAAUAUUGAUAGAUUACCGAGGGAAGUUAGCUUCGGUUUCAAUACACCCAUAUGCUCCUUUCCAAAGUUUUAGUUUAUGGAUACUUGAGGAUGCCAUGAAACAUGAUUGGUCCAAGCAAACAUUUGAGCUUCCCUUCCCUUUGGCCGAUGUCAUAACUUCCCCGGGCACGAACAAGGCUGGUGAAAUCAUUUUUGCCCCAAAAUAUCUCCUAAACAUUGGUCAACCCUUCUUCAUUUUCUACUACAAUGUAGAAAAGAAAAACAUUAGAAGCGUUAGGCUCCACGGAAUUGUAGACGAUGAAGAGUUUUGGCGCCGAUAUGGACUCCUAAAGAAUAUGACCGUCACUAUCUCACCCGAACACGUUGAAAGUAUUGCCUCUUUGUAA
Molecule: messenger RNA, 1182 nt
Organism: Camelina sativa (false flax)
Lineage: Eukaryota; Viridiplantae; Streptophyta; Magnoliopsida; Brassicales; Brassicaceae
Source: RefSeq, a predicted model, not a curated record